AUGCGUUCAGAGAUAGCUGUGGAUGCCAUCCAUGUUUCUGGAAGUCCGAUUCCAAAUUUGUCUGGCCAGGCCUUGUAGCCAUUCAAGCUGUGGAGUGAAAGCAAAGGCACAGCAUCCUUCAAUACGACCUUUGUGCUCAGAAUCACUUCGAGGACAGAUCCAGGUGGUGAAGGCUUGGCCUUUAUCUUAACUGGACGUGCCACUCGUCCAGAGAACAGUGAAGGGAAAUGGCUUGGGAUUGUGAAUGCAAGCACAAAUGGAUCAGCUCAAAACCAGAUAGUGGCAGUAGAAUUUGACACACGGAAAAGCUACAUGGAGGACCUGAACAACAACCACAUUGGCGUGAACGUGAACAGCGUCUACUCAAUCAAACAAGCGAACCUAAGCAUCAAUCUUUCAAGUGGCACCGAUAUAACAGUGAAGGUUCAAUAUGAUGGGAAAAAUUUGAGUGCCUUUGUUGGAACGCAGAUGAAGGCUCCAGCAAUCGCUCUUCCUAUUAACCUCUCAGACCAUCUGCCACAGAAAGUUUUUGUGGGAUUCUCGGCUUCAACAGGGAAUUACACUCAACUGAACUGUGUAAGGUCAUGGGAAUUCAGUGGUUCGAGUGUAGAUGAAGAUCCUGACCUGUUAUGGGUCUGGAUCAUGGUUCCAGUAACAGUUUUGGUUAGUGGGGUUGCCUUCUAUUUCUCUUGGAAAUGGAAAUGUGGAAAGCAGGAGGAAGAGGAGGAUGAUCCGAGGGUAGAACAACAGAUUCAAGGCUCAUCCACAGCUCCAAGGAAAUUUCGACUGAAAGAACUUAAAGCUGCUGCGGAAAAUUUCAACUCCAAGAAUGAGCUUGGCAAAGGUGGAUUUGGGACAGUCUACAAAGGAUUCUUGAAGAAUAAGGAGGUAGCUGUGAAAAGAUUUUCAAGGAAUUCACAUCAAAGCAACCAAGAUUUUAUAGCAGAAGUCACAACAAUCAGCAAUCUACAUCACAAAAAUCUUGUCAAAUUAGUUGGAUGGUGCUAUGAAAAAAGGGAACUCCUAAUAAUAUAUGAGUUCAUGCCAAAUACGAGCCUAGACAAGCUCAUAUUCUGCAAAAAAUCCGAUGUGGAGAAUCCAAUCACACUGAAUUGGGAAACAAGAUAUGGAAUCAUUUGCGGGGUGGCUCAGGCAUUGGACUAUCUUCACAAUGGAUGCGAGAAGAGGGUGCUUCACCGAGACAUAAAAGCGAGCAAUAUAAUGUUGGAUUCAGAUUUCAACGCCCGGUUGGGGGAUUUUGGAUUGGCUAGAACUAUUCAACUGAGUGAUCAAACUCACCACUCAACAAAAGAGAUUGCAGGGACACCUCGGUAUAUGGCUCCAGAAAGUUUUCAUACUGGUAGGGCUGCCGUUGAAACCGAUGUAUAUGCCUUCGGUGUUCUUGUACUGGAAGUUGUCUGUGGAAGAAAGCCUGGAGAUCAAAGCGUGAACAACAAAUACAACGGGAUAGUGGAUUGGGUAUGGGAAUACUAUAGGAGACAAAGGAUUCUGGAUGUCGUAGAUUUGCGACUGAACGGGGUUUCCCACAAGGAGCAGACUGAAUACGCACUGAUGUUGGCAUUGUCCUGUUGUCAUCCCAAUCCGUACCAGAGGCCGUCCAUGAGAAUUGCUUUAAGGGUUCUCACAGGAGAGGUAGACCCACCAGUUAUCCCCAUUGAAAAACCUCCUUUUGUGUGGCCAGCCACACCUCCGGUCUCUUUCAGGGAGGAUUUGGAGUAUCCUCCCACAGGAGGCCUGCUCUCUCCACCUUCAGAACUAAUUGGGAGAUAA
Vitis vinifera (wine grape) is the source of this 1791-nucleotide messenger RNA. Its product is annotated as probable L-type lectin-domain containing receptor kinase S.5. NCBI's taxonomy places the organism in Eukaryota, Viridiplantae, Streptophyta, Magnoliopsida, Vitales, Vitaceae. Gene Ontology annotation, cellular component: plasma membrane. The record is from RefSeq and is a predicted model, not a curated record. Gene Ontology annotation, molecular function: ATP binding; carbohydrate binding; protein kinase activity. Gene Ontology annotation, biological process: protein phosphorylation.